CAGGAACUGGAACAGGAACAGGGACAACAACAGCGACAGGGACAGGGACGGGAAGGACACGUUGCUUUGGAAGAUUGACCGUCCCGCACUCAACUCUGAGAUUUCGUACGUGCGUGAGCUUUAGCCUUGCAAUUGUUCGUGUGCGUGUGCGUGCGCGGGAGGAGAGGAGCGGCGGCUCUUGUGUCUCUGACUCCUUGUCGAUUACUUGCUCCACCUGCGAUUUACAUAAUUUUUCCACGAACGAAGAGUCACCAUACCGUUUUAACAUAAGACUGAUGUAUUUUCUUCCAUGCUAAAGUAGGAAGAGAGAGUGACAGAGUGGAGAUGCCAAUCAAAUUUUUGCCAUAAUCUUGGUGAUGAUCCAAGUAUUUAAUCAAGAAAUCGUAUACAAUGCAUAUCUUUGGAGAGCUACGGUGGUUGUUUUGGAGGCACAUUGUUUAAGAACUUAAGUGUACUACAGUUGUAUUGAAAAUGCAAGCCAAAAAGCGUUAUCUCCUUGUAUUUGUAACCUGUGCUUUUCUUGGCUUUUGCUACUUUGGUGGCUUUCGUUUAAAAACAGUAAAAAGUUCGAGUAAAAAGAAAUUGCUCUAUGAUGAUCUACCUUCUUACUACGUCAUCGAUCCAAACUAUAAAGAAAACUAUGAAAAAUAUUUAAAAUCAUUAAAUAAUCAACCACCAACACCUCUUAAUUUAAAAAAGUGCGAUAUGCAUACAUGCUUCGAUUUUACAAAAUGCAAAGGGGGAUUUACUGUUUAUGUGUAUCCAGUGGAAGAUGCAAUCAGUCCAUUAUACCAAAAAAUAUUAAACGUCAUCACAGAGUCACGAUAUUACACAUCCGAUCCAUUGCGAGCCUGUUUAUUUGUUUUGGCUCUGGAUACGCUUGACAGAGAUCCUUUGUCGACUGAAUUUGUACAUAAUCUACCUACAAAACUCGCGCGAUUGCCAUAUUGGAAUAAUGGAAAAAAUCAUUUGAUUUUUAAUUUGUAUUCUGGCACUUGGCCUGAUUACAUAGAGGAUGCAAUGGCCUUUGAUUAUGGAUAUGCUAUGCUUGCAAAAGCGAGUAUGUCAAUUAUGAAAUUAAGAGAAGAUUUUGAUGUGUCUAUACCACUUUUUGGAAAGCAACAUUCUGAGCGAGGAGGCGAACCUGGACACGCCACUCAUAAUCAUUUCCCUAGUAAUAAAAGAUAUUUGGCUGCGUUUAAGGGAAAGAGGUAUGUCCAUGGGAUUGGAUCGGAGACCAGAAAUGCUCUCCAUCACUUGCAUAAUGGAAAAGAUCUCAUAUUUGUAACAACUUGUAGACAUGGUAAAUCAUGGAGAGAGCUGCAAGACGAACAUUGUCAACAAGAUAUUAGAGAGUACGAUAUGUAUGACUAUGAGAUUCUUUUGCUAAAUUCUACAUUUUGUCUUGUUCCCCGAGGGCGUAGACUUGGUAGCUUUCGAUUUUUAGAAGCCUUAAGAGCUGGAUGUAUUCCUGUUAUUUUAAGCAAUGGAUGGGCUCUUCCAUUUCAUGACCGCAUUGAUUGGUUUCAGGCAGUAAUUUUUGCUGACGAAAGACUUCUUUUUCAAGUUCCAGAUAUUCUUAGAUCAGUGGCGAACAUAAAAAUUUUGGCAUUACGACAGCAAACUCAGUUUUUGUGGGAACGAUACUUUUCUUCUAUAGAAAAGAUUAUCUUCACAACAUUUGAGAUUAUACGCGAACGUAUACCUUGGGAAGGUCGUAGGGAGUUACGUGUCUGGAAUCGAGAUCCAGGAGCAUUGGCUAUUUUACCAAAAUUUGCAGACAGUCAACAGGAACUUCCAUUUCAGGAUUGUAAUCCAGGCAAUACAUUUACUGCCAUAAUUUACUCUCAGCUGGGAUCUACGGCUGUUCUUUAUCGACUUCUGAAGAGCCUCACUAAGAGUAAAUACUUAGAUAAAAUCAUAUUAAUGUGGAACUCAGACAUUCCACUACCAAGAAAAUCACGCUGGCAAGGCAUCAAGGCAUCGAUCCAUGUAGUCCCUGCCACAGGAAUCUCUUAUAGAUUUCAUCCUCAUCCCUUGAUCAAAACUAGUGCCAUAUUAUCUUUAGACGAAGAUGUAACGCUGAAUACUGACGAAAUUGACUUUGCUUUUGUUGUUUGGAAGAGUUUUCCAGACCGAAUCAUCGGCUAUCCAGCUAGAUCUCAUUAUUGGGACGAUUCUAAGCGCUCAUGGGGUUAUACAAGCAAGUGGACAAAUGACUACAGUAUGGUGUUGACAGGGGCUGCCUUUUAUCAUCGUUACUAUAAUACUUUAUAUACCGAGACUUUGAGCUCAACUCUUCACAAAACUGUAGAGCAAUCUCAAAAUUGUGAAGAUAUUUUAAUGAAUUUUCUUGUGAGCCAUGUUACUCGUCGCCCUCCAAUUAAAGUAACGCAACGUAAAAUGUAUAAAGAUACAACAGCUGCUGGAAACAGAUCUCCAUGGAACGAUCCAGAUCAUUUUAUUCAGCGUCAAACCUGUAUGAAUACGUUUGUUGCCGUUUUUGGUUACAUGCCAUUGUUACGAUCGAACAUGAGACUGGACCCUGUACUGUUUAAGGACCCUGUAAGCAACUUGCGUAAAAAAUAUAGACAAAUUGAGCUAGUUACUAACUAGAAUUGUAUACAUUUUAUUAUUAAAUAUAUAUAUAUAUAUAUCCGGUUAUUCAAAAGGACGAUAACAAAAAUUUUGCUGGGUUGAGGUUGGGAUAAAUUUUUUAUGAUUCUAUGAUGUAUAAUUUUAUGGCUCUGCCAUUAAUUGGUAGUUUGGCAAAGUCCAAAAGUAUAUAAAAAAUGUAUAGGAAUUAUACGUACAUGUAUCUAUAAGCAUAUUAAGUACGUGUAUAUUGUAGUUACGAUAAGUUAAAUUAUCAAAUAUCCAUCACUUGCUCUUCGGAUCACUCGUGCCAUAUCAAUUUUCAUAUGCAAAUGAUUUUUUGUUUUUGUGGAUAACCUAUGCUGGCGAUUCACGUGAAUAAACAUUAGUUGCACAUAUUUAUAUACUUUGUAAACAAAUAAUUAUAAAUAUAUUUUUUUUACAUA
Messenger RNA from Ceratosolen solmsi marchali, 3041 nucleotides. RefSeq names its product exostosin glycosyltransferase 1 ttv (gene ttv). Bases 472 to 2616 code for a protein of 714 amino acids. The record is from RefSeq and is a predicted model, not a curated record. Gene Ontology annotation, molecular function: glycosyltransferase activity. NCBI's taxonomy places the organism in Eukaryota, Metazoa, Arthropoda, Insecta, Hymenoptera, Agaonidae. The transcript has 8 exons. Gene Ontology annotation, cellular component: membrane.